This is a messenger RNA of Ornithorhynchus anatinus (platypus), 1159 nucleotides long. RefSeq names its product selenoprotein S (gene SELENOS). The record is from RefSeq and is a predicted model, not a curated record. Gene Ontology annotation, biological process: retrograde protein transport, ER to cytosol; endoplasmic reticulum unfolded protein response. Bases 43 to 606 code for a protein of 187 amino acids. NCBI's taxonomy places the organism in Eukaryota, Metazoa, Chordata, Mammalia, Monotremata, Ornithorhynchidae. The transcript is spliced from 6 exons. Gene Ontology annotation, cellular component: Derlin-1 retrotranslocation complex; endoplasmic reticulum membrane; Derlin-1-VIMP complex.
GGGCUCGGCGGCGGCGGCGGCGGCGGAGGCGGAGGCGCGGACAUGGCGGAGCGGCAGCUGGACGCCAAACCGCCUCUGGAGGCCGAAGGACUGCGCUUCCUGCAGCACAGCGUGGGCUCCGUGCUUUCUGCCUAUGGCUGGUACAUUCUUUUCGGGUGUGCGGUUCUCUACCUGAUCUUUCAGAAGCUCUCCGGAAGUCUGCGAGUGAUGAGGCGAAGAUACUCCGACACGACGGGUGCCGCGAUAGAUCCCGAGGUCGUGGUUAAACGACAGGAAGCUCUGGCAGCUUCCCGCCUAAGGAUGCAAGAGGAAUUGAAUGCCCAGGCUGAAAAAUACCGAGAAAAACAAAAGCAGCUCGAAGAAGCCAAGAGGAGGCAAAAGAUAGAGAUAUGGGAAAGCAUGCAGGAAGGAAAAAGCUACAAAGGAAACUCAAGACUUCAACCUCAGCAAGAAACCGACCCGGGUCCAUCCACUUCCUCAGUUAUCCCAAAGCCAAAACCUGCCAGAAAGCCUCUGCGUGGAGGUAGCUAUAACCCUUUGUCCGGUGAAGGCGGCGGAACGUGCUCCUGGCGGCCAGGACGACGGGGCCCGUCGUCAGGUGGAUGAGGUUAAGGAUCUUGCUGGUGUCCGUCACGUCGCUAGCAAGAUGAAUGCGACCGACUAUUCUACUGCCUAUAGCUUGCAUGUCACAGUGACUCCUUCAGAGAAAAAGGGGGGCAUUUAGUUCAGUUCUUUAACUACGGGUGUUAGUUCAUUCAUUUUAAGGCUUAAAGCAAUGAAAGGCGUCGGCUGUGCUGAUGGGAUUAAGUCUGCAAAUCGAUUUUGCUUCCGUAGGACCACUCAGAGUAAUUUGGAAGCCGUACAGUUCUAGCCGGCUGAAAUACGGCUUCCUCAUUCGACGGUAAUUGGCGGGCUUCAGCCGUGGAAAAGGGGGCCCAAUCAGAAUAUUGAAUUUUUAACACCGAAAGUCCCACAAUAGUCAAUAAGUCUCUGUGACAGGCGGCAUUGAAUGAUGUCUUCCUUGUAAAUGGUGAAACCCACCAGUGAGGAUUACUGAUAUAGACAGGAGAUGGUAUUUUUUUUUUCCUCUUGUAUAUUCAUUUUUUCUGUAAAAGCUUGUAAAGCAAUCAUGUAAAUAUUAAACACCACCGCAAACGUC